AACUAAUAGAAGAUUUUGAGUUAGUUGAUCUUACUUUACAAAAAUCACAAAAAUUAGAGGAUACUGAUAUUGUAAUAGAAAUUCAGUCUCUAAUUAUUCAGUUUCCUGUAACUAACCCAAUACAAGCAGAAAAUUUUAUUGAGAUUAAUAAUAGUGUUAAAACAGAUAUAAUACCUAGUGAUAAUAAAAUAAUUACUGCUAUACUUGAUUGUGACUAA
Messenger RNA from Dentiscutata heterogama, 218 nucleotides. NCBI's taxonomy places the organism in Eukaryota, Fungi, Glomeromycota, Glomeromycetes, Diversisporales, Gigasporaceae. The record is from the annotation of a GenBank genome assembly.